Hypoxylon trugodes is the source of this 1656-nucleotide messenger RNA. RefSeq lists its product as uncharacterized. The transcript has 2 exons. The record is from RefSeq and is a predicted model, not a curated record. NCBI's taxonomy places the organism in Eukaryota, Fungi, Ascomycota, Sordariomycetes, Xylariales, Hypoxylaceae. Bases 118 to 1116 code for a protein of 332 amino acids.
CAUUUACAUCAUGUCCAUUUUCAAAAUUUACAUGAUAAGGUUUCAUCAUCUUCUUUUCGUAUUGUAACGACUUGAGGUGCAUUUUUAUUGUUAUGGAAAUCCGAUAGCACCAGAAAAAUGGGAUUUUAUUCCUUCUUACGCGAUGACCGGCUUGUUGCCGCCGGUCUUAGCCUGGCCACGGUCGGCUUAUUCUUCGCGAUGCGGUCUAUUCUAGAACACUAUCGAGACGAAGCAGAGAUCAAACCGACGCCGCCAAAAACUCAAUACAUCACGCAAGAUACCGAAGAUUCACUCAAGCCAGGUACUCUCGAGAGCCUUCUUGGCCACUAUAACUUCGCGAUAAGAGAUACCGCGUUGAAAAUUAUCGCCGGUCGAGCCGUCAACGAUGGUCCUACCAUUUACCACCUUCUGUGGGGCAUUACUCGCAAGGACUAUGAGGAACGUAUGGAAGCUUUAAGAGCACUUGCUUUCGCCAUGGAAGAUAAGGAUACAUUUCAAGAACCACUAAGCGCGCUGAACAUACCGAAAGCCUACAGUGCCCUCGUUAGAUCGCUCGAACUGUGCAUUGACGACGUAACGCAUGAGAAGCUCGACGAUCCCCUGUACGAUGAAUAUUACCUUCGAGAUAUUGGCGAGAGGCGCUGUCUUUUGCUCGUCUCCCAGCUAAUUCAUAGAUAUCCUGGCAAUGCUAUCGAUAAACUGAUUGAGAACGGCUUCAUCGAGAGGUGGCUAGCACGACAACCAUGGGGCGACAGAGAGGACGAGAGAAAGAACAACUUUAUGAUGUAUCUGGAUCGAAGAAAGAACCGAAUUGCCGAUAUAUGUUUUCACCUCAAGACGACUAAGGCAGGCCGGAAAGCCUUGGUCAAAGCGAAACUCACUAAUAAAGUAAAGCGGACAAUGGCGCCUGUUAGGGUUGUGCUAGAAGUUAGCAUGACUAAUGAGGAUGGCAAUGAUGGGGCAUCAGGGGCUGAUCUCGUCCCUCGGGUGAACGAGCAGAGUGCUGAAGAACAGCGUCUACGUAGAAGACACCGAGAAGCUAUGGUCUUGAAUGACGGGACGCAUUCACUUGGGCGGGGUGAUAUCAUCGAACGGGAACAUGAUUCCAACGCUUGAAGAUAGUCUAAUCAUUAUUGCUGGAUUGCAAUACUUUGAGACUAAGGUGUCAAAAAGUCAUCAGAUUUCUCGGAUUCGAUAUGAAGGCUUACGUUACGUGCUAUGCGACAUGAGGGUUCUACCAAUUUCGCGGGAUAUUCACUAGAGUAUUCAUACUACGUUUGGUGUAAGUCGCUAGCUGGAUACUUCGAAUGGUGGCAAUUAGGGUGUUUAUGGGGGUCAUUGACAUACUACAUUGACGCCCCUACUUUGCAUACGUAGCUUUUACCAACUUAUGCCACGCCCUCUCCGCUAGCUUUGAGAGAUGAAAACGGGUUGACACGAAUCUUUGUCCCCUCAGUCGUCUAUGAAGCCAAGUAAUAAAAAGACAUCGCCAAUGAUUGUGCCUUGCUUUUGUUCUAUGAUAUUUAUGAUCAGGUAGUCUGUUGUAUCCUUAUGUACACUUUUGUGAAAGAUUGAUGCCGGAUGAUGUAAAUUUAUUUACUUCUUAUCUACCUAGGUACCUAUGUAGGUAGCUUCGGAGGCUAAAAUAUUGUACCC